This is a messenger RNA of Didymosphaeria variabile, 1080 nucleotides long. RefSeq lists its product as uncharacterized. The transcript is spliced from 2 exons. The coding region runs from base 1 to 1080 and encodes 359 amino acids. The record is from RefSeq and is a predicted model, not a curated record. Lineage: Eukaryota; Fungi; Ascomycota; Dothideomycetes; Pleosporales; Didymosphaeriaceae.
AUGAAGUUCACCGCCAUCUCCGCAGCUCUUGUCAUUGCCUUUGCCUCCGCUCAGGAGUCUGGCUCGGCUCGCCCUGAAUUCAGCGGCUUCCCUAGCGGUGUUGCUCGUCCCACCGGUUCUUUCCCGUCUGGUGCAUCUGGCUUUGCGCACCCAUCCGGUCACCACGGACACCCCCACCACAGACCCAGCGGCGCUUCAGGCUUUGCUCACCCGUCUGGCAGCCGUCCUACAGGUCUUCCCGAAUUCUCGGGCUUCCCGUCUGGUGCUGCUCCGUCCGGCGCUGCCCCCACAGAUGCCGGCCUCCAGCGCCGUCAAGAGAGCGGGUUCGCUCAUCCAUCCGGCUCGGGACGUCCUGAGUUUCCUAGCGGUUUGCCGAGUGGCUUUCCUAGCGGCGGCUUCCCAAGCGGUCCUAGCGGUGUAGCCCCCACAGGCUUCCCCGGGUUCCCGUCAGGCUUUGCUCACGGUAGCGGUCGUCCUCGUCCUACCGGCCCUCCUCCAUCGGGCUUCCCUACGAAUUUCCCUAGACCUACCGGCUCUUUCAGCGGCCCUGCUCCUUCUGGUGCCGCGCCUUCAGGCCUCGAGCGCCGUCAAGAGAGCGGCUUCGCCCAUCCAUCUGGCUCGGGCCGUCCUGAGUUUCCCAGCGGUGUAGCUCCGUCAGGCAUUCCUAGCGGUGGGUUUGCUCACGGCUCUGGUCGUCCUCGUCCUACUGGCCCUCCUCCAUCCGGUUUCCCGUCAGGUUCUGCCUUCCCUCGACCAACAGGCAGCUUCGGCGGUGCUGCUCCUUCGGGUGCCCAGUCUUUCGGCGCUCAAGCAUUCGACGCCAGCGCUACUCAAGGUGGUGAGCGUCCCACCGGUGCUUUCCCAUCUGGAGACUUCCCGUCAGGCUUUGGCGGCUUCCAGUCCGGCGGUGCUCAGCCUACUGGUGGCUUCGGUGGACAUGGUCAACAGGGCGGUCAGGGUGGCUUCCCCGGCUUUGGUGGCCAGUCUGGCUCUGCUGGUGCCCAGCCGACCGCUGCUCCCAGCGGUGGUUUCGGUGGAUCUGCCGCACCAAGCGGUUUCCAAACGGUCCGCCGUGUUUAG